AAUUCCCUUCUCCGAGUUUGAACUCAAGGACUCCUGUGAUCACAAGGGGACAAAACGUGUCUCUGUUUUGUUCCAACGAGAACAGAUCACUGCAAAUCACCUACUCACUGUUUUUGGGUCAGAAACAUGUGGCAACCAAGAAAGGAAAGGGUGAACCCGUGAUUUUUAACCUGACAAUCUCCACACCCGGUGAGGUGGGCCCUUACAAAUGCAAAGCUGAAGUUUUCAACUGCCCGAAAUACAGCCUCGACUUCUCCUUCAGGAUGGAGGAGGGAGACAGCUGUCCCGCGUGCCUGCUGCUCGUGCCGAUGGCCGUGUCCUUUUCGGUGUUGCUGGCGAUCGUCCUCCUGCUGGUGUGCUUGAUGCCGAAAUGCAGAGCAAGAAAAGCUAUGCGAGAGAACUUGCACGUGGACCCUGGAGACACCCCCACGGAAGGCGAGCUGUACGAAAAUGUCUGUAAAGACCAAGCAGGCUGCCCCCAGGAGAUACAUUAUGCUGCCCCUGUGUUCCAAGAGAUGGCCCCCAAGGAGCAAGAAGCCUGUCGUGAUGGUAAAACGGGUCAUAUCUAUUCUGAACUCACCUUGUGAAAUGGAAAGAAACCACUUCCGUGCAAGACACUUUCCUGGAGGUGAUUUACAGGAACACAAAGAAAAUUCAUCUGGCAUUUUAAAAAGUCUAGUUCAAACCAGGCAUGAGGGGGUGGGGUAGACCUGUAAUCCCAGCACUCAGGAGGCUGAGGCAGGAAGAUUGGGUUAGAGGCCAGCCUGGACUACGUAGCAAGUUUGAAGGUAGCACGGACUGCGUAGAAAGACUCAAGCAAACAAAUAAAGAACAACAAAUUAAAAAUAUCUAAAGUGGUCACCUGAA
Molecule: messenger RNA, 867 nt
Organism: Chinchilla lanigera (long-tailed chinchilla)
Lineage: Eukaryota; Metazoa; Chordata; Mammalia; Rodentia; Chinchillidae
Gene: Milr1
Product: mast cell immunoglobulin-like receptor 1
Source: RefSeq, a predicted model, not a curated record